This is a messenger RNA of Paramecium sonneborni, 583 nucleotides long. The record is from the annotation of a GenBank genome assembly. NCBI's taxonomy places the organism in Eukaryota, Ciliophora, Oligohymenophorea, Peniculida, Parameciidae.
AUAAAUAAUACCAUUUUAUGGGUUCUUGUUGUUCAACUAAUAAAAUUGUAAAAGAAACAUAUGAUUAUCCAGAUGGAGGAGUAUAUGUAGGUGAUAUAGAAAAUCAUUUGCCUGUAUUUAUUAUUAUAUUUUAAUUAGCAUGGAAGAGGUACAAUUAAAUGGGAUAAUGGAGCAUUAUUUGAAGGUGAAUUUAUAGAAGGACAUAAAAAUGGAAGAGGAUUGUUUAGAUGGAAUGAUGGAUAAUAUUAUGAUGGUAAUUUUAAAGAUGAAAAAUUUCAUGGAUAUGGUGAAUAUUAUUGGACAGAUGGUAAAAUUUAUAAAGGUAAUUGGAUUGAUGGUGAAAUGAAUGGAUAAGGAGAAAUGAUUUAUCCAGAUGGCAGAAUUUAUAUAGGUUCUUAAUAUUAAUUAUACUUAAGGCAGUUUCAAAGCAGAUAAAAAGGAUGGUUAAGGAGAAAUUACUUGGCCUAAUGGAAAUAAAUAUAUUGGACCUUGGAAAAAAGGUAAACAACAUGGAAAUGGUAUCAUGGUUGAUCGAAAAGGAAAUUAAACUUAAGGUACCUGGAACAAAGGAAAAAAAUAAUGA